Molecule: messenger RNA, 831 nt
Organism: Epinephelus lanceolatus (giant grouper)
Lineage: Eukaryota; Metazoa; Chordata; Actinopteri; Perciformes; Serranidae
Gene: rpl6
Product: ribosomal protein L6
Biological process (GO): cytoplasmic translation; ribosomal large subunit assembly
Cellular component (GO): ribosome; cytosolic large ribosomal subunit
Molecular function (GO): structural constituent of ribosome; RNA binding
Source: RefSeq, a predicted model, not a curated record
UUUACUUCACUUUCUGUCAGAUGGCAGAGGGCGACAAGAAGGCAGCCAAGAAGAAGAAGCACGGGAGCCGGAACCCGGCCCUGGCCAAGGGCAUCGGCCGCUACUCCCGGUCUGCCAUGUUCGCCCGCAGGGCCAUGUACAAGAGGAAGACAAAGACCACUGAGACCAAGGUGGAGAAAAAGCUGAAGGCAAAGCCCCGGGCAACUGUUGUCAAGACAGUUGGAGGAGACAAAAAUGGAGGCUCUCGUGUUGUCAAGCUGCGCAAGAUGCCACGCUACUACCCCACAGAGGAUGUUCCCCGUAAGCUGAAGAGCCACGGGAAGAAGCCUUUCAGCCAGCACAAGAGGAAGCUGCGUAGCUCCAUCACCCCAGGAACUGUCCUCAUUCUGCUCACUGGUCGCCACCGUGGAAAGCGCGUGGUGUUCCUGAAGCAGCUCUCAAGUGGUCUCCUGCUUGUCACUGGCCCUCUUGCCGUGAACAGAGUACCCCUGCGCAGGGCUCACCAGAAGUUCUGCAUUGCCACCAACACCAAAAUCGACAUCUCUGGCAUGAAGAUCCCCAAAACUCUCAAUGAUGCCUACUUCAAGAAGAAGAAGCUGAGGAGGCCCCGUCACCAGGAGGGAGAGAUCUUUGACACUGAGAAAGAGAAGUACCAGCUGACAGAGCAAAGGAAGGAGGACCAGAAAGCUGUUGAUGCUCAGCUCCUGCCCCUUAUCAAGAAAGUACCUCAGCUCAAAGGGUACCUGCGCUCUUCCUUCUGCUUGUCUAAUGGUGUCUACCCACACAAGCUGGUUUUCUAAAUGUGUUGUAAUAAAGAGUACCAUGGACUUA